Messenger RNA from Engraulis encrasicolus (European anchovy), 4064 nucleotides. RefSeq names its product SRC kinase signaling inhibitor 1-like. The coding region runs from base 7 to 3561 and encodes 1184 amino acids. Gene Ontology annotation, cellular component: actin cytoskeleton; cytoplasm; postsynaptic density. Gene Ontology annotation, biological process: regulation of dendritic spine morphogenesis. The transcript is spliced from 20 exons. Lineage: Eukaryota; Metazoa; Chordata; Actinopteri; Clupeiformes; Engraulidae. The record is from RefSeq and is a predicted model, not a curated record.
CUGAAGAUGGAGGAUGCCCGGACCCCGCGCCACUCCCAGCCGUCGCCGGUGUCCCUGGCGGAGCAGGCGGGCCGCGUGUCCUUUGCGUCGGCCGAGAGCCUGGAGAGCAUGUCCAUGUCCAUGAGCAUGUCGGAGGCCGACGCCCCGCUGGCCUUCAGCCGCAUGAACCGCCUGCGCCAGAGCCUGCCUCUGGCCCGCUCGCCUAGCCAGACCAAGCUCCGCGCGCCAGGCGUCCUCUUCCUCCAGCUCGGCGAUGAGAUACGGCGGGUGCACAUCACGCACGAGCUGACCAGCAUGGAGACGCUGCACGCGCUGCUGGUGCACAUGUUCCCCCAGAAGCUGAGCAUGGGGGCCCUGCGCGCCCCCUCCACCGCCAUCCUCAUCAAGGACGAGGCGCGGAACAUCUUCUACGAGCUGGAGGACCCACGCGACGUCCACGACCGCUGUGUCAUCAAGGUGUACUGCCGGGAGGCCGGGCUGCAUGGAGGUGGUGGUGGUGGUCAUGGAGGUGGAGGGCACGGUGGGCACGUGGUCAGGGAGCAGCACUACGCCACACUGCCACACACACCUCAGCACCUGCACCAUCACCAUCACGCACAACACGUGGCCAACGGAGACCUCAGGAGGGAGCUGGUGUACACUUCUCGAGACUCCUCCCCGACGCGCCGCCUCAACCAGCUGCCGUCCCAAUCGCCCCCUUCGGGCUCCCCAUCACGCUCCCACGCUCGCCUCUCCUACGCCGGAGCAGGUGGUGGUGGCGGCGGUGGCGGACGCCCAUCCUCCUACGCCGGCCCAUCUCCCCAGCAGCACCAAGCCCAGUCGCAACACUACCCUGGCCACCCGGGCCACCACCCCCACCCGGCGCACCACUCGGGCGGGCACACCCCACAGCAGACCCCCUCGCACGCGCACCACCCCCACCCACACCAACACCAACACCCCCACGCGGGCUUCGGACCCUCCCCCAGCGCCAUCUUGGAGCGGCGGGACGUCAAGCCGGACGAGGAACCGUCGUCGUCCAAGAGCGUGGUGCUGCUACGGGGAGGUGGGGGGCCAGGAGACCCCAGGGCCGAGAGCAUAUACGCCGACCCCUACGCCCUGGUGGCCGAGAACCGCCUUAGCAUGGCCUCACCACAGGCGCUCGCUGCCCUCCGGGACCCUUUGCUCCGUCGCGGCUCCGUGCGCUCCCUCACCUCCUACUCGGCCGCGGCGCUCCAGGCGGAGCUCGAGGGCGCCCUCUACAGGCCCGGGGGAGUAGGAGGAGGAAGUCCCGCAGCAGCCGCAGCAGCCUCAGCCAUGGCAGCCGCCGGGCUGUAUGCAGACCCCUACGCCACGAUGGGCUUCCGGAGACUUCCACCGGCCUCGCCACAGAAGAUCCCCGAUGGCAGGGGCGACCCAUACGCGGCCGGGCAGCCGGGAAGGGGGUCCCCCGGGAGGCAGGUCUUCCGGCAAGACGGGACUGUGUUCGUGGAGAGCCCCAAGUCGAGAUCGGGAGGAGGGGGAGGGGGCCCCGGUCCUGAUCAGCUGUGCGUGCUCGGUGGGGAGCAGGGGGGGUCGGGAUACAACUCACCGCUGCCUGGUAACGAUCCCGAAACCAGGGAACGGAUGGAAGCCAUGGAGAAGCAGAUUGCCAGCCUGACCGGUCUGGUCCAGAGCGUGCUCACAAGAGGACCCGACAGCCCGGAGAAGGGAGAAACUGCCAGUGACUGCUCCGCCACAGAACCUCCGACGCCCUCUCACCCGCUAGCCCUGAUGCCGCCCCCGCCCACCGGAGCCUCUCAGCCAAUCCCGGUCACCCGUCUGCAGAUGCAGCAGCACCUGAGUGGCCUGCAGCACAGCACUUCCGAGCUGCGCAAACAGCUGGGCCAGCUGCGCAAGCUGCAGCUGCAGAACCAGGACUCUGUGCAGGCCCUGCUGAAGCAGACAGAGUCGGAGCUGGGGCUGUGCAUGUUGGACGCCCAGCGCACACAGGAGGACCCGCUCCAGAGACAGCGCCUCCUAGUGGAGGAGGAGAGAUUACGCUACCUCAACGAGGAAGAACUCAUCAUACAACAGCUACACGACCUUGAACACUCAGUGGAGGAGAUGCGGACGGGGGCGGGACUUAACCACAAGCUGGUGACGGAGCAGGAAGUGGAACAGAAGAGUCAGGAGCUGAGGAGACUAGGAGAGACGCUAACAGACCUAAAGAACCAGUUCCCCAGUCUACAGAGUAAGAUGCGUGUGGUGUUGAGGGUGGAGGUGGAGGCAGUCAAGUUCCUGAAGGAGGAGCCGUUAAGACUGGACGCCCUGCUCAAACGCUGCCGGAGCAUCACGGACACACUCACACUACUGCGCAGACAGAUCACGGACGGCCAUUGGCGAAGUCCAGAAGAUUUCGCCAACCAGCCCACCAAAGCCGGCAUGGGCGUUAGCAACGCCGCCGAACCAGACUUCACCAAGACUCCUGACCUGGACAUCCUGAACAGUCCCAGCUUGAGCCUGGCAGACCUGGGGGGCCCCGGUGGCUUGGCAGGGGCCCUGGGGGCCUCCCUCGGAGGGGGCUCAGCCCUGGCUAACUGGAUGCCGACGGGAGUGUCAGACGGGUCGUCGGUGCCCGAGCAGGAUGGCCCGUUGGCGGGCACGCCCAAGCGGAGCAGCCUGGCGGAGGACAUGCCCAUGGGGAGUAGUGCCAGCCGGAGGGACUCGGAUAAGGUGUCUGCUGUGGAAGUCCGCCUGGCGGCAGAGCGGGACUGGGAGGAGAAGCGUGCCAGCCUGACGCAGUUCAGCACACAGGACAUCAACAGACUGCUGGAGGAGACCCAGGCAGAGUUGAUGAAGGCCAUCCCCGACCUGGACUUUGCCGCAAAGCAGAUCAGCAAGCCGGCCGUGCCGCCCAAGCCCAAGCCCAAACCCAGCUCCCUGCCGCCGGGCAUCACGCUACCGGGCAGCGCCGGGGGGAGCGUGCAGGGCUCCAACAACCCCAGCCCCCAGCACACGCCCGAGCACCAGCCCCUCGGCAAGGCCCAGACGCCCAGCAAGCUGCCCCAGGGGAAGGAGAGCGCCUCACGCAGGGGAUCUGGUGAGCUGACGGUGCCGCGGUAUCGGACGGAGAAGCCCUCCAAGUCUCCCCCUCCCCCUCCCCCCCGCCGCAGCUUCCCCUCCGCACACGGCCUCACCACCACCAGCUCUGGAGAGGUCAUCAUCACCACCAAAACCAUCAAGCUGGACACAAAGGACUGUAACGACACAGACGGCGGCGGCCCUCCGUCUCAGACCCAGACGCCUCCCGUGAAGCUGCGGCGACCUUCCGCCUCCGAGUCCCCACGGCCGUCCUCCACGCCACCCGCCAUCGCCGCCUCCGGGGUGAGGGAGGACGAGGACGAGGACGAGAGGAUCCUCGCAGAGCUGGAGAAUGCCUCCAACCCUGGCGGCUCCUCCAAGAUCCCACAGUCGUCAGCAGCGACGCGUCUGAAGCACCUGCAGCAGAGCAGCCUGGAGAGGCGGAGCAGGAAGCAGCGCGAGGACUUCCCCAAGCUCCAGCAGGGCCAACAGGGCCAGCAGCAGGUCUUCCACUUCUGAGGGACAGCAAGCACGCUAACUAGCCUAGCCUAUUAUGCUAAUUAGCUGGCUAGUUGUCAAGGUAGCAUGGUAACUAGCAGGCUAGUUUGCUAACUAGCAUGCUAACUACCUGGCUAUUUUGCUAGCUCGCUCACUAAGUUAGCCACCUGAGGCUGGCCGCCUACUGUAACCUGCCAAGUAACCAGUUAGCCUUUAGCUGCUAAGAGCUAGCUGUUAGCACAUUUCUGCCUCUCACAAAGAGCAGCAGGCUGCGUGUUACAUACAGUAGCUGCCAAGAGGUAGCAGUUAGCUCACUAAAAGCUAGCUGUUAGCCAACUGAAAAGUGCUAAAGAGCUGACCAUUUAGCUGACGGAGCUAACUGCUAUGCUAACCUCGACAAGCUCGACAUCUUCCAGCAAGACAGCCACGCCGGUGACUGUGACAGCGACAGCGACCUUGACCUCUACUGCUUCAUUCCCUGCCCUCCCAAUUCCCAUUUCAGUGCACAUACAAGUUACCUCUCC